Molecule: messenger RNA, 2729 nt
Organism: Pyricularia oryzae 70-15
Lineage: Eukaryota; Fungi; Ascomycota; Sordariomycetes; Magnaporthales; Pyriculariaceae
Product: glycolipid-anchored surface protein 5
Exons: 3
Coding region: 967-2280 (437 amino acids)
Biological process (GO): fungal-type cell wall (1->3)-beta-D-glucan biosynthetic process
Cellular component (GO): fungal-type cell wall; cytoplasm
Molecular function (GO): 1,3-beta-glucanosyltransferase activity
Source: RefSeq, a predicted model, not a curated record
UGUUGCGCGUCUCCCGUUCCAAAUAACUGCCCGGUCAGGUCUGGUCUGGUUGGUGUGACUACUUUGUAAUUAGGUAUUCAAUCAACUGUUCAAUCAAUCAAUCGGGUAAUCGGGUCCCAAUUGAUCAAUUAAUCAGUCCUAUUUCCGUAUCCUGCCUGUCGUAUCCCGUUCGCAGACCUCUCUGCCGGAUACUACCUACAUACACUACCUACCUAGGUAGCUACCUGAGGUACCUAUAUCUUUCUACCUACCUUACCGAAUCUCGUCAUUAUUGUGCUGCCAUCUUGUAUAUUGUUUGUCUUGCAAUCUAACCCUUCUGUUUGCCAACCCAAUAAAAGUCAUGUCCACAGCAUCUCGCCUUAGUACACCUGCGGCUGCCGUACAUGCACCUUACAUGUAGGUAGCCAAGGUUGUUUGCUAGAGCAGCUCCAAUAGCAGGACCUAUCUCCAGGCCCUUCUUUUCCAUGCGACCUGGGAGCAUCACCAUAUAGAUCUGCACCCUCCCGUUCUGUGCGAAGCUACCUACCUACCUUCCUACUUUACCUAUCCAACUCAGCAAGUUGUUGAUCCUGCCAACGGGUCGUCACACCUGCAAAAGCACUGUCGUUACUGCUUCUUUCAUUUUAGCACUCUACACUCACCAAUAUAAGUCGGCACUAUAUUUGGAGUCCCGCCAACCCCUAGUCUGGACAUUUUUGCCCACGUCUCUCGCUAGAAAUAUUCUGCAACUACUCGUUGGUCAGGUUUUCCGCAUCAUUUUCCUGGAUCAUCAAGCAAUACUCAAGUCUUUAUCCAAUCUUGAGUUUUGGGAAGUUUUUCUUUUUUGGUUAGAAAUCUGUUUUGAAGAUUCUGUUUUCAUGCAACAAGCAGACAUUCUUGGUCCUUGGUCGUUGUCUUAUAGCGGCGUGUACAUUGUCCCUGAGUAUCUACUUGCGCGUCGAGAGGCUAAGUCGAAUCUCCGAAAGGAUGAAGGGCUUCCUGGGAGCCGCAGUGAUGGCCGGCUGGGCAACAAUCGCUGGUGCGCUGCCGACCAUCACUGCGCAUGGCAACAAAUUCUUCACGAGCGAGGGAAAACAGUUCAUCAUGAAAGGCAUUGCUUAUCAACUAGUCGAGGACGACCCCUUGGUUGAUACAGAACAGUGUCGCAGGGACGCGCAACUAAUGGCAACACUCGGCGCCAACGUCAUCCGCGUUUAUCAUGUCGACCCUCUCGCGGAUCACACUGGUUGUAUGGCCGAGUUUGCCAACGUGGGCAUUUACACCCUCAUUGAUCUGGAUACUUUCACUACUUACAUUCUGCCUAACGAACUUCGCUGGACCCAGGCGAUGCACGAUGCAUACGCCGCAGUCAUGGAUGCUUUCUCGAGCUUUGACAACUCGCUGGGCUUCUUCGUCGGCAACGAAAUCAUCUCUACCAGCGGCCACUCUCAGGCUGCACCGUUUAUCAAGGCUGCCGCCAGAGACAUGAAGGCUUAUCGUGACUCGAAAGGAUAUCGCAAGUUCCCUGUAGGCUAUUCAGCGGCAGACAUCGCGGAGCUGAGGCCUAUGCUACAGAACUAUCUCACAUGCGGGGGCGACGAGUCGCAAAAUGUCGACUUUUUUGCUCUCAAUUCAUACUCUUGGUGUGACGUCGCCAACUACAACACAUCGGGAUACGUCGCUUUGCAGGAGCAGGCCAAGAACUUCCCCGUACCAAUCUUCUUUUCCGAGACUGGAUGCAAUGUCCCAGGGCCGCGCCUCUUUGAAGACCAGGCGGCAAUCUUUGGCCCAGACAUGAUCAACGACUGGAGCGGCUCUUUGAUAUAUGAAUGGAUCGAGGAGGCAAACCACUAUGGCCUCAUCAGCUAUGGUCCGCCCGUGGACCCGAUGAUUGUCAAUGAAAGCGUCAAGGGUGGCUUCGUGCGCAAGGGCCAGCCGACCCCAGUUGCACCCGACUUUGAGAACCUAAAAGCACAAUGGGCCAAGGUGACAGCAGCGGGCAUUAUGAGAGCGGACUAUACGCCCACAGCGAUCUCGACGAGGGAGUGCCCGACUGCGACGCCGGGUGGCUGGCUUGUGAACGGAAACGUGGCGCUGCCGGCAGUCGGGGAUACCUUUACUGGCGGCUUCCAACCUGCACCGAGGACCACGCCCACUGGCUCCGGGUUGGGCACUCGUGCUGAGGCGCCGGCGCCAUCUGGCUCUAAGGACGCGGAAGGCUCCGCAAGUUCUGAACGCGAAAUCAUGGGCAUGGGGUACGCUCUUGUCGCCGUUAUGCUUGCUUUUGUCAUAUUCGCUUAAUAACAAAAGGGCAUCCGACGGGAUUCGUCAUAUGCUGUUUUGCCAUAAUGCCCCUGGUGCCUGAUUUUUGUAUUUGCUUUCUGUCUUUAAUUAUCUCAGGGGCGAUUUUCUUGCUUUGUUUUGGCUUGGAUUGCAUCGAACUGCGCGUGGUCAUGAGAUGUAAGAAUCUUCACACCACGGAAUUGGCGUAUGGCGACACUGGAUGGGAUGGAACUGGGAUGGAACUGCAGCAGACUAUAUGGGACGAACAGGACAUACGUUGAUGGAACUUAAUCAUUUCCAAAAUACAACAGAGUUUGAUACUUGGCUCAGGAGAGGUCACGGGCACUUUAGGGCUCAAUAUCCAUUGUGUAACGACAGGUUUCGGUGACUGACAACUUUGUUAGGGCAUUUCUAUUUCUACUUUUUUUUUUUUUUUUUUUUUUUUUUUCGCAGGCACAAGUUACGUA